GCGCGGCGGCGGGAGGCGGCGGGAGGCGGGCGCUGUCCAUGGCCCUGCGGAGCGAGCGGGCUCCGCCGCGCCGCCGAGCGGAGCCAUGGGCAACACCGUGCACAAGACCCUGGCAGACACAAGCCACCAGACCCGCUCCGUCUCCAGCCGUCCCUAUUACAGUUUGCCCAACAGCAGCCAUGAGAGACGCUCGGUCCUCGCUAUCACGGAGCCGCCGCGGUUCCACUCCCAAGCCAAAGGCAAGAACGUGCGUCUGGACGCUCACUCCCGCAAGGCCACGCGGAGGAACAGUUUCUGCAACGGCGUCACCUUCACCAACCGGCCCAUCCACCUCUACGAGAAGGUCAGGCUGAAGCUGGUGGCUGUGCACCACGGCUGGAGCGGGGCCCUUCGCUUCGGCUUCACCAUUCAUGACCCAUCGCAGAUGAGCUCCGAUGAGAUACCAAAGUACGCCUGUCCGGACCUAGUCACCCGACCUGGAUACUGGGCCAAAGCUUUGCCAGAGAGGUUUGCUGUGAGAGACAAUAUCUUGGCCUUCUGGGUUGACCGUCACGGGAGAGUCUUCUACAGUAUUAAUGACGAGGAGCCAAUAUUGUUUCACUGUGGUAUUAAAGUUUCCGGUCCUCUCUGGGCACUCAUAGAUGUCUAUGGAAUUACCCAUGAAGUGCAAAUACUAGAUAGCAUGUUUGCAGAGACCAUGACCACUGCCCGUCUCAGCACGGCCCGUCUCAGCACUUGCCUUCCCCAGAGCAACCACGAUUCAGCCAACUUCAAUAACAACGAACUGGAGAAUAACCAAGUGGUGGCCAAAAUUGCAAACCUAAACCUAAGUCGGGUUCCAGGCCUUGGGACAGACAACCACAUCAUCCCCUGUUGCCCAAACCGACGCCAGCGUGCCCAGGGGGUCCCAGCCUUCCUGGAUACAGACCUGCGAUUCCACCCAACCCGGGGACCUGACAUCACCUUUUCUCAGGACCGGAUGGUUGCGUGCACCAACUGGCAAGAAAGCAAUAGGACUUUGGUGUUUUCUGACCGGCCUUUGCACAUCGGUGAAAGCCUCUUUGUGGAAGUAGGACAUCUUGGGUUGCCAUACUAUGGGGCCCUUUCAUUUGGCAUCACUUCUUGUGAUCCGAGUACUUUACGGACAAAUGAGCUCCCAGCAGAUCCGGACUUUCUCUUGGACCGCAAGGAGUACUGGGUGGUGUACCGAGCGUUCCCGGUCCUCAACAACGGUGACAUUCUCAAUUUCAUGGUCUUGCCGAACGGAGAGGUGCACCACGGGGUGAAUGGAACAAGCCGAGGAAUGCUAAUGUGCGUGGACACCUCACAGUCUCUCUGGGUGUUUUUUACGAUCCACGGUGUAAUCAACCAGCUCAAAAUACUGGGCACUGUGCAGUCCAGCCCAGUAACCGUCUCUCCCUCAGGAUCCCCCGGCGGCUCGCAGUACGACAGCGACUCGGACAUGGCCUUCAGCGUCAACAGGUCAUCGUCUGCUUCAGAGUCAUCGCUGGUGACUGCUCCCAGCUCCCCCCUGAGUCCCCCCAUCUCUCCCGUCUUCCCCCCUCCGGAGCCAUCAAGCAGCAAGAACGGGGAAUGCACUGUCUGCUUUGACAGCGAGGUGGACACGGUGAUCUACACCUGCGGACACAUGUGCCUCUGCAACACCUGCGGUCUUAAGCUGAAGAAGCAGCUCAAUGCCUGCUGCCCAAUCUGCCGACGGGUCAUCAAAGAUGUUAUUAAAAUAUACCGCCCUUAGCGCCCGGCUCGGGCUGUAGGAAGGGGGAACGCCGCUAGCAGUAACCAUGCCUUUCCGUCCCUGCUUAUGGGUUAUCGUGCUGGUCAGUCGUUAUCAAGUGGCUCGUUAUCUGUGUUUCCUUAUUUGACUGGUAGGGCACAAUUCAGGGAUACAAUUGAGCUGAGGAUCAUGUGGGGCCCCAAGGCAGGGCUGCCGUGCUGGCCAUGCUGUGUGCCCGUGGCCAAAUCCAGGGAAUUGUGGUCUGGACCCGACCCAGCUGCAAAUGAGAGAUUUCCUGUGCAAAGGCUCUUUUUUUCCUCCUCCUCCAGAGGAGGCUUGCUGUGGUGUGGGUCAGGAAGGGGAGGUUGCCACUUGGUCAUUGCCGGGUGCCACUGGGCUUCCCGACCCUGAAACCCCAACAGCUCUGGGCUGCUGCCGGGUGCUUGCGUUGUGGUGGGACAAAAUUAGGACAGGGCCCAGUGGGAGGGUUCGAAGUGGACAAAACUGAUCUGGAAAUGUCAUGUUCAUCCAUGUAAGGGGAACUAGCAAAGGGCAAAAUAGUAGCACAGCCAGAUUCUCACUUGUUUGGGUUUCGCCCCCCAAAGAAGAACAGGCUUCUGGGGCACAUGGACGAGCUGCUCUGGUCUUAGAUAAAGCAGUUUUUCCUUUCUGUGGCACAGCAAGGACUUUUGACCAGGGAGGCUGAGGCCCAGGGAGCAGCCAUGGGGUAGCAGUGAGGACCAUGAGUCCAUGGAAAGCCCCAGCCAGCCCAAGUGCUGCAGCAGGGAUGGGGCAGUGGCAGCGGCGAUGGGGCUGCUCAGGCACUGCCGAAGCCGUGAAGGGCAGCCUGGGGAUGGGACGGGUGUUUGGACGGGCACGCCGUGGUCCUGGCUUAGGAGAAGUGGGGGGCUAUUGCCAUCUGCAGUGAUGGCGUUUGUCACCUGCAGGCACAUGUGCCUGUAUUUUGCUCUGCUCCUUUUCCAGCUGCCGUCUCACACCGUCCUGACGUCCCCUAGCCCUUCUCCUGCAGGACUCAGCCUUCCUCCUGCCCCACCGCAGGCACUUUUUGGAGCCUGUGGGGAGAAAUUCAUUUCUGACCCAGUCCCAGCAGGCUCAGCUUUUUUUCUGGGGACUGUCUAUGUGCUGAUUUUUCCUGCUCUUUCUCCUGCCUUUCCAGGUUUCCCAGCACAGCUCCCAGCUGCCCAAACACUGGGUCCUGAUAGUAGAUGAGAACUUUUUGAGAUGAACAGGGAUCUAUCCCACUUGGCUUUUUUUGGGAGGAGGAAAGAAAAAGGCUCUGGGGCUAUUAUUAGAUGUUGGGACUUAAAAGGUAAAUGGGUUUCAGCUGUGAUAUUGUACAGCUACAAGCAGCAGCAACCUGGAUGAGCUGGGCAGCGUCUGAGCAGGCGGCAGCAGGGCUGGUGUGAGGAGCUUGGUGUCCUCCUCCAUUCUGCUCCCACAGGAGCUGCCCUCCAUCCUCCGUCCACUCCCACCAGUCCUCUCCGGUCCUUCAGCCCCAGCCUGGCCAGUUUCCAACUGGUCCAGGUUCAUGAAGAGGGGAUGUAAAUGGGAGGAUGAGAGUCAUUCUGGUGUCAUUCUAGCUGGAUGACCACGUGCCACCAAGUGCAUAAGAACGGCUUUCUUCAGAAAGGCGCAGUUAUGACAUUUUUAGUCCAAAAAAGAAUAGCAACCCCUGUACAUUUCAGGGCUUUUGGGCACAGAGGGGCAGCCUGACGUUGUCAGUGUCUCUCACUUCACCCUGUCUCAUCCAAGGUGCCAGUAGCCCUGGGUUCGCUGCCACCUCUGGUGGUGCUGCCUGGGUGGGGGUUUGGUGGCACGCUUGGUGCCCCACCGGCACUCAGUCCCAUCUUAGCCCUGCUCUGCCAUCACGCAGAGUGCACCCAGGGCUGCAGCUCAUCCUCCUCCCACUGUGGGCCAUGGCUGCUCAGCAGGCUGUUCCAGCAAGCCAGCUCACAGGGCAUGGAGAAAACUUUUCUAUUUUUUUCCUUGAGGAGCUAAUUAACAUUUUAAGCGUCUAAAUGAGAGGCUGCUGUGGAGUGAGAUCUCUCAGCUAUCGCCCUGCUGCACUGGCACAAGAGCCUGCUGGCUUUGCAGAGCCCUAUUUGGAUGCUCAGCCCUCAGUGGAGCCACCAGCUCUGCCUCCCUUCACAGACCAGGGUCCAGCUGUGGUCCUUGGGCAUGACACUAUGAAGCGUGAUGAUGGCAAAGUACGUUAGCAUGGCAUGAAAAGCCAGGUAGGUGGGUCAGCCCCUGCCGGGUAAACUUUGUGUGAUGAAGAAUUCAAGGAGCGUUGUCUGAAUCCACAGCAAGUCAUGUUAGCUGGGAUCAGGUCUGGGCUAGCAAAGGCCAACAGCCAUCCCUGGGGCUGCUGUCCUGGUUUCAGGGUUGCCCAGUCCCUUUUGGGGGCUGCACGCAGCUGCUAUGGGCAGAGCAGAGCCCAUUUGCUUGGCUGACACCUCAGGUCCUCAAUGAGGGGGACUAAUUGCAUACCUGGGGUGGGGUGUCUUUUUCAGUGUAGCUCUCUCUUCUUAUUGUUUUUUUUUAAGCCAGCAAGGAGAAAUACCGAAUCCACCCCAGGCUGUCCCCGAGCUGUUCAGGGCACGUUGCCCAGGUUGAAUUUUUGCUGUAGCAGCCACCACUGGUUUGCAGAAGGGCAGCAUCCAGCAGGGCCAGCAAGGGAGCCAGCUCAUUCAGGGGAGUGAGGGGGUCGGGGGCCAGAGUGUGGCCAUGCAGCCAGCGGGACGUGAGAGCAGUGGAUGUGUCCCCCUGCCUGUCCGAGAGCAACAGGAAUUUUUCCAAAAUAGGCCUCUUAUAAAAGAUUUCCAGGAAAAGGUAGCCUCUUACAGAUUUAAUUGUUAGUACUCGUAUUGCUAUUUUUUUUAAACAGUCCGAUGAUAUAUGAUUUGUACAGGAGAUCUGUUUGUGCCUUAUAAGGGUGUCUGUGCACUUUUUAUCCUUUUUAAAGCAACUUUUAAAAAGAAAAAAAAAAAAAGGGAGGGGAGAAAAACAACACAGAUCAAUGGUAGUUUUAUAGAAUUUUGUGUUCACUGAGAAUCCUGCUUUUUUUAGAUAUAUAUCUAUAUACUGGAGUGAAACAGUGUUUAUUUCCAUGGAAUUCCCCCCCGCCUCUCCUCCUAACCUAUUUGUUUAAAAAUUUAAAAAAUGAAGAAAGAAAGAAAGAAAAAGAAGAGAUGGGGGAACUCUUUUACCUUCCCCCUUUCCGAGACAGUUCCUCUCUUAUUGUUACCUUUAUGAUUCAAUACUGUGACCUGUACAUCAUGUUUAAGCUGAAUCAGAUUUUGGACCUCUGUAUUAGGCUUUUCAAGCAAACCAUUUGGGGGGCCGGGGGGGGAGGGCAUCGCACGAGGGAGGGAACUGCACUUCUACAUGUCAGUGCUCUAUAGCGUUGUGUUCAGUGCUGUGUGUUUUACUUUUGUCCAUUUACCUGUUUUACAUUAAUAUAAUUUUACUUGUUUAUGAAACAAAUAAAACUUUGGCUUGUAA
Messenger RNA from Calidris pugnax (ruff), 5260 nucleotides. It is a transcript of the gene NEURL1B, whose product is annotated as neuralized E3 ubiquitin protein ligase 1B. The record is from RefSeq and is a predicted model, not a curated record. The transcript has 5 exons. Gene Ontology annotation, cellular component: early endosome. NCBI's taxonomy places the organism in Eukaryota, Metazoa, Chordata, Aves, Charadriiformes, Scolopacidae. Gene Ontology annotation, molecular function: ubiquitin protein ligase activity. The coding region runs from base 86 to 1756 and encodes 556 amino acids. Gene Ontology annotation, biological process: ubiquitin-dependent endocytosis.